Messenger RNA from Talaromyces stipitatus ATCC 10500, 3069 nucleotides. RefSeq lists its product as uncharacterized. The transcript has 7 exons. Gene Ontology annotation, molecular function: protein dimerization activity. The record is from RefSeq and is a predicted model, not a curated record. NCBI's taxonomy places the organism in Eukaryota, Fungi, Ascomycota, Eurotiomycetes, Eurotiales, Trichocomaceae. The coding region runs from base 1 to 3069 and encodes 1022 amino acids.
AUGGAGACCUCAACCUAUGAUCCAUGCCUCCUUCACUGCCGCGAUCCAAAGCAAGGAUUCAGCAUCAUUGGAAUGCAAACAGAUGAUACGCUCAUUGUCGCUGACGAAGCCUUUGCCGUACAAGAGGAAGAGCAAAUUAAACGUGCAGAUAUCCUUUGUAAGCCACGUGAACAGCUUAUAACCAGCAAACCACUACAAUUCAAUGGUGCAGUAAUUAUAGAAGAUGCCCAGGGUAUUACUCUUACCCAAGAACGCACCUACAAGAAUAUCCAACUCGUACAAGAUCACCCUUCGGAUACAGUCAACUCCCAUAGCAAGAUUCAUAAGAAUACAUCUCCGUAUAAGCAGUACAUUGCUCAACGAGCUCUUGGUGCAUAUAUUGCUUCUCAGGCUGACAACCCCAACCGCGGACUACGAUUCGUCAAGAUUGAUCUAUGGACCGCAAAAUUGUACGCAUUCAUUGAUACUUUAUUCGCCAACAAUAAGGACUCGUCUUCACAAAUUGGCUAUAUUAUUGUACUUGCUAACACUCAAAAUAACGCGAAUAUCCUCCACUGGUCCUCUACAAAGUGUAAGAGGAUUACCCAAAGCGUACUUACUUCGGAGAUGUACGGUAUGGCCAAUGGAUUCAAUGCGGCUGCAGCAAUCAAAUCAACUCUCACCCAACUGCUGCAUCUUUUAGAGCCGCUCCCACUAGUCCUUUGCACUGAUUUGAAGAGCCUUUACGAAUGCCUCGUCAAGCUGGGUACGACACGUGAAAAACACCUUAUGAUCGAUCUCAUGUGCCUCCGUCAAUCGUACGAACGUCAAGAGAUCACGGAAGUGAGAUGGAUCAACAGUAACAGCAAUCCUGCGGACGCCAUGACAAAGAGCAAGCCCUGCCGCGCUCUACAAGAACUUAUUAAUACAAACAAGCUACGUAUCGACGUUAACAGAUGGGUAGAAAGGCCGUUAACGAAGCGCAACUCUGAAUUGUCAUUCCUUACCCCAGUCCGCACCCGUUACUUUUACUUCAUUCUUUUGAUUUUUCCUUUACCACACCAGAUUGUAUAUCAUUCAUUGAUAUUCCUUCUUUUCCAUUCCUUUAGAGAGUUGCCAGUGUCGGAAUAUCAAUCUCAUGAUUCGGCGCUUCUGCACCCUGGUGCAGAAGCAAGCACGUACGUACGGGAGCGGGAUAACGUUAUCCCUAGCGCCCGUACGGCAACCUCGUAUAUAGCUACCAUGACACCCCGGGGCCCCCUACUUUCUCUGAUUAAACCGACACUUGCAAAUGGUGGUAGUGAUGAUGAAGCUGGUCUUGAAGAUCAGAUUGAAAGCCAGGCUGCCGAAGCUCUGGAUACUCUCGAAUACGCUGCAUCACAAACUAUUACGUCCUCUCAGAGUUCAAUGCUUUCCUAUGUUAGAGCUCAGCCCUUACAAUCUCCACAAGAACUUCUCGAUCAAAAUAUUUUCAACUGGGCUAUCGGAACAAUGCAGCCAUUUUCAACAUUUGAUGACCCUCUUUUCAGGCAGAUCUGGAGCGACCUUCCAGGAUAUUCUUGCAAAUAUGGAUCUUUGAAUUCAUUUUCCCGCCGUGUUGACAAAGAAUUUGCUAAGGCUCGGAUACAACUAAAGAAUAAGCUUAGAAAAAUAGAGAAUUGUAAUGCUAUUGCACUCUCUCUUGAUGGAUGGAAGAGUGCAAAUGGCUACAAGAUCUUUGCAAUUAUUGGUCAUUGGAUUACAGUAGACUUUCAGCCUCGGCAUAGAAUUCUUGACUUCCAAGAGAUAGAAGGCCCUGAUACUGGAGAGAAUCUAGCAUCUAUUGUCUAUAAGGUUCUAUGCGAACUAGACAUUAGAGCUAAGCUUCUUUCUAUUACUGGUAAUAACGCAAGCAAUAACUUAGCAAUGGCUGAAAUUCUCCAUGAUUUGCUCAAAGCUGAUUAUAAAACAGGCGAUACUCAGCAAGCAAUAAGAUAUCAGGAAGAAGGUAGCUUUAUUCGCUGUCUUGCACAUAUUCUAAAUCUUAUUGUUAAAGAAUUUCUUACUGUUCUAAAAGCUACUGAUAUUACAGGAGACUUUCAGAUCAUUGAAGAUUUAGAGAAUAAUCUAUCUCUUAUACAAUCACAAAGUGCUUUCUCUCGCAUACGCAUUCUAAGUUUAUACAUCUCUUCAACCACAGAGCGAAAGAGAGAGUGGCAGAAUCUAUGCCAGAUAAAAGGGAUGGAUUCAAAGCUUAUUCAGUAUGAUGUUACUACUCGCUGGAAUUCCUCUUAUCGCAUGCUUAAUGAUGCUUGGAAUGCUGCUCCUCAGAUUCAGGAAUAUCUUAAGAUGAAUUAUAUCUUACCUCCUUUUACUGACCAAGACUGGAAUCAGCUUGGACAAAUCUGGAUAGUCCUUGCAGAUCAGUCUUUGGCUAUCUACUAUCAGCUCUUUGAUCUUCUUCAAGAAGUCCAGGAUAGGGAGGGAAAAUUCAAGGACUUUGACGCAGAUAUCGCUAAUGCAGCUAAAAGUGCCAUGACGAAAUACGACAAGUACUAUACUCUUAUGAAUGAUUUAUGCGAUAUUCUCUAUAUUACAAUGCUUUUAGAUCCUUGGUUUAAGAAACUUGUUCUUGAGCAUGAGCUACAGGAUGAAGCUAAGGAUAUUAUUACUGCUAUGCAAGAGCAGCUUGAGAUCCAGUAUCCUAUACCUUAUAAGCUGGAACUUCCUACAGCUUCAGAAGAGCCAGGACCAUCAGCUGCGUUGGAAAAUCCGCAUAAGACCAUAGUAUUGGAGAUGAUGAGUAAGAUCAAGGCAAAGUCACAAAAGUCUGCAGAAAAGUCCUCUGAUAUUGCACGAUAUCUCAAUUCUGACGUUGUGGAAUUUGACGACAAGAAGAGAGAUUGGAUCUACACAUGGUGGAGAGGUCAUAUAGAUGAAUAUCCACGCAUGGCAGCAGCUGCACGGGAUUACUUAGCUGUUCCAGCAGCAGAGGUUAAUGUUGAGAGAGUAUUUAACACUGGACGGGAUCUUCUUGGCUUACGGAGGUGGUCUUUGAGCAGUGGAACUAUGAGGAAGCUCCUUAUACUGAAAGAUUCACUUGGUAAAUAA